AUGGGGGAUGUGUUCCGUGCAGCACAGAGUGUUACCGUUUGGUUAGGUCCCGAGGACCAAUUCACAGCCGAUGCGCUCGCGGCCGUUGAAGCCAUCUCGCCUCUCAUGGCUUUGACGGCCUCCAACUCAGACCCCGAGGCGAGACGGGCCUGGGAUAAUAUCAGUUAUACGGACUUCUUUGACGACAGCUGGUACUCGAGGAUUUCCAAAGCAACCGGGCUUCGAGGCAGCAUCACCCACCGUCAAUGGCUCGGCCUUCUCGCCCUGCUCAGCCGACCCUGGUUCCAGCGGGCCUGGGUCGUGCAGGAGCUGGCUCUUGCGAGGCAGGCAACCGUCGUCUGUGGCGAGCAAAUAGUCCACUGGACCCGACUGGCGGCGACGCUCACAUUCAUACAUGCCAAGAGAUGGUAUCACCACCUGUGUACCGAGAAGAUGCGGCACAUUGCCAGCCUCCGCGAUGACCCUGGCGUGUAUUCCGAGUUCCUGGCCUCGCGGACCGAGUUCCCCACUGGUACAUUCUCGCUGAUGCGGACGAGGAAGAUUCUAAGACACAACGCUCGUGGUCCCCUGUUGCCCAAAGUGAUGGCGAGCAGUGACACACUUUCCCUGUCUGACAAUCCCUGGGAACCCAAGCCGGGCACCGUCUCGCUCGAUACGCUCAUGCAAGUCCACCGCGACAAGCUUGCCAUCGACCCUAGAGACAAGGUGUACGCCUUCGUGGGCCUCGCAAAUACAAAGACGUUGGUAUGCGGGGCGCCUGCAACGUCCGUCCGGCCAGACUACGAGCUUCCCGUCCAGGACGUCUACACGCGCCUGAUGGCACAGUUGCUCCUUGCCCACGGGGGUCUACACCUGCUGUCUCAUGCCCAGGACCCAAGCUUGACAAAACUGGAGGGCCUGCCGAGCUGGGUGCCUGAUUUCAGCGUCCAGCUAGUGCCGUACCCGCUGAGGUUCCGUGGCACCGCGUCUUGGUCAGCGUGUGGAAACACACGAUGGCAGCCUCCGUCGAGUGACGAAGACUUGAAGCAGGGCAUACUUCGUGUUCAGGGGUCAAGGAUCGGUGUAGUUGAAGAGACUGCGCUGUUGCAGAACGAGGCAGAAUGCUCUGCAGAGUACUGGGCUACUAUCGUGAACCUGGCACUGGGUCUGGAGGAGAAGUAUCCACAGCUCCCAAAUUGGACAAUCGUCCGGACAAAGCCUCAGUCUCGUCUGGAAGCCCUCUGGCGGACUUUAAUAACUGACCUAUACUCACGGCAACACCCAGCCCCAGACCACUGCGGGAACUUGUUUAUGGAGUACAUCCUGAAUCUACAGAUCAGGCACACCCUCGCACCCUGGUCGGACGUUGACUUCAUGCCCCACCAGAGCCACACCCACGCCGAAAACAUCCAACCCCGCUGGCACGACCUGCUAAGAUCGGAGCCAGAAGGCCUCGCCGUGUACAAGAGGCGCAUGUCAACCAUUAUGGAGAACAUCUUCCAGGGCACCUACUCGCCGAUGAACCUGGCAGAGCUCCAACACGAUCUCGACAUAGCCAGCGGCAGCUCAAGGAGGCUGUUCAGGACGAACAACGGGCUCCUCGGCACGGGGAUGAAGUCGGUUAAGAAGGGUGAUGAGGUCUGGAUUUUGGCUGGCUCUAAGCUGCCGAUGCUUGUGAGGAAGAGAUCGGCCUCUGGGUAUAAGAAGGAGUUUGGACUGGUGGGCGAGACAUAUGUUCAUGGCAUUAUGCACUGGGAAGGCGGUGGGAAUGAUCUGCCUGGGUUGCAGGAUAUUGUCUUGACUUGA
Molecule: messenger RNA, 1785 nt
Organism: Diaporthe citri
Lineage: Eukaryota; Fungi; Ascomycota; Sordariomycetes; Diaporthales; Diaporthaceae
Exons: 1
Coding region: 1-1785 (594 amino acids)
Source: RefSeq, a predicted model, not a curated record